Molecule: messenger RNA, 1157 nt
Organism: Tauraco erythrolophus (red-crested turaco)
Lineage: Eukaryota; Metazoa; Chordata; Aves; Musophagiformes; Musophagidae
Source: RefSeq, a predicted model, not a curated record
GACACUGGUGUGGGCAAAUCAAGUAUUGUGUGGAGAUUUGUGGAAGAUAGCUUUGAUCCCAACAUCAACCCAACAAUAGGAGCCUCAUUUAUGACCAAGACUGUACAGUAUCAAAACGAGCUGCAUAAAUUCCUAAUUUGGGAUACAGCUGGACAGGAGCGGUUUCGUGCUUUAGCCCCAAUGUAUUACAGAGGGUCAGCAGCAGCCAUUAUAGUGUAUGACAUCACAAAAGAGGAAACUUUCUCAACAUUAAAGAACUGGGUUAAAGAGCUUCGACAGCAUGGACCUCCAAACAUUGUUGUAGCUAUUGCAGGAAAUAAGUGUGAUCUUAACGAUGUAAGAGAAGUCAUGGAAAAAGACGCUAAAGACUAUGCAGAUUCCAUUCAUGCAAUAUUUGUAGAGACAAGUGCGAAAAAUGCAAUAAACAUUAAUGAACUCUUUAUAGAAAUUAGUCGCAGAAUUCCAUCAACUGACACCAACCCCCAGUCUAGUGGUAAGGGCUUCAAACUUAGAAGACAACCAUCGGUGACAAAGCGCAGCUGCUGUUGACUGAUCCCGUAGAAAAUCAGACUUGUUUAUACAGUAGGUGGUCUUGGAAGUUAAUAGUUCGUGUUGGGUUUAUAUUAUCAGUCCUAGAUCUUUAUCUGCUGGUGUUCAUACACCCGAGGUCCCACCAAAACGGACCAGUUCACCUGACAUCUGUACAGUCGCAGAACAGACUGCAGUUGUAAUGUCAGCCUGUUUACUUAGACAAAGUGUAGUGUCUCUUGCGUUCAAAGGGAAUCCGUCAUCACUGUUUUGGCCUUGCUUGAAAGGAAGGUGACUAUAUGGAUGGUAGAACUGAAAUGUUUAAUAGUUUUGUAACCAAGAUUUUUGGAGUUUUUCUGUAAAAAGGGAAAUGAGCACUUUUGUGGGACUUAGGGGUGGGAGGAGUCUGGAAGUUAGAUGUCAUUUCUUCCUUUUCUUCAGUGAGCCUUACUUUAAUUUUAAUUGUAGCUAAUCCAAAGUACAAUGGGACAGUUGAUGUGAGGUGGCUACAGAAUAAGCACUGAAGACAAAGAGUAGGCAAAUCAGUCCAUCCAGUCCCCAAAUCCCAUUUGCACUUUUUAUUUAAAGAUGACAUGCACGGGGGGUGGGGACACAUGCGAUAGAUCCUA